Messenger RNA from Dissoconium aciculare CBS 342.82, 695 nucleotides. RefSeq lists its product as uncharacterized. The coding region runs from base 42 to 461 and encodes 139 amino acids. The record is from RefSeq and is a predicted model, not a curated record. The transcript is spliced from 2 exons. Lineage: Eukaryota; Fungi; Ascomycota; Dothideomycetes; Mycosphaerellales; Dissoconiaceae.
AUUCUUGCGAAGGCUGUUUUCGUUAUCAAGAGCUUUGCGUAAUGGUACCAGACCGUUCUCUUCGUUGUGCUGAGUGCAUCAAGCAAGGUCGGAAGUGUACGAGUCUGAGUUGGGAGGCCCUUGACCGGACUCGCGAAGAGACUCAGAAGAAGAUCGAUGCGGAUGAAGCGAUUCUUGAAGAGGUUAUGGCUCGUUUGUUGCGCAACAAGAAGAUCAUGCGACAAGCCGACAGCAGGGCGAAGGUCAAAGCCUCUCAUCUUGACGCUGAGUUGUCCGCGGAGGACGAAGCGCUUGCGGCUGCGGAUCCUGCAGAUUGUCCUGCUGCUUCGGUGGGCGUUACGGUGUCUCCUACCAUCUGGGGCACCUACGGUCUCAUCGGAGACGCGAUGCGCGUUGGCGAGUCGUCCGUUCCUUCUGCUGGAAGUCCUUCAACAGUAGUCGGCAAUUCGUCAGGUUCUUGAGUGGUUCCCAGUAUCUUCUCGACUUCGAAGACGUCGUUUUCAUAAUUCUCUUGGUGGAAGGUUUUUUGUAAUGGCGUUUCUGGGUCAGCUGGUUCUAGCUGAGAGACAUGGAAUGUCUGGUGUUUUCUGGUGUCGGAUGGUAGUGCAACUUGGUAGUUCACUGGUCCUGUUUGUUUGAUGAUCAAGAAGGGUCCGACCUUGACAUGGUCAAGUUUUUUGGAUGGUCUCCUUGUG